AUGUCCACGCAGCAGAAGGCACUGAAGGACGUCCACGGGGCGAAGAAAUGCCUUAAUUACAUGGUUAAGCUGUUAAAUGUCUUUUGGCAGUUAAUUCAGAUACCGUUGACAACCAGUACCGAACCACAAAGCAAAAUUGGUUGUUAUCAUUAUUGUGUUAUUUGUGAUGUGCUUAUCUUAUAUCUUGGACUGCUGCUUUAUCUCUCCUUUUUUUGUUUUUUCUCUCUCUUCUUUCUCAGGUACCUUUAUAAGAACCGGAUACGGCUAAUAGAGAGUCAAGUGUUCCAACACCUAGACAAAUUGGAACAAUUAUACCUGCAUUUCAACGACCUUGCAAUCUUCGACGCUGACACGUUCUCCAAUAUGACGAGUCUAGAACGUCUGUUCCUGCACAACAACCGGCUUCAGCGCGUUCCUGAUGGCGCCUUCAGUAAUCUCCAUUCGCUGCGACGCUUGCGCCUGGACUCGAACGCGCUGGUGUGCGACUGCCAGCUGCUGUGGCUGGCGGAGAUGGUCAAGGAGAAGCAGCACCGCACGCAGGUGGCCGCCACGUGCCAGUUCCCGAGCGACCUCCAGGGGAAGAGCCUCACGUCGCUCGCAGACUCCCACUUCGAGUGCCGAGGCAAGCCGCAGAUCAAGGAAGGGCCGACCGACGUGGAUGUCAAGUUCGGGGGCACCGCCUACUUCACGUGCAAGGUGGAGGGCGACCCGCAGCCGGAGGUCAUCUGGUUACAUAACAACGAGGUGAUCACGGCGGACGAUCGCUACAACAUCCUGACGGACGGGACGCUCAUGAUCGAGAACACGCAGGACGGCGACGUCGGCUUCUACGAGUGCAUGGCGUCCAACCCGAUGGGCGAGGUCAAGUCGCGCAAGGCCAAGAUGGUCCACCCGGAGCAGCAGCAGCAGCACCUACAGCAGCACCUGCAGCACCAACUACGACAGCAGCUGCAGCAGCAGUUGAGAGAGCGGCAGCAGCAGCAGCAACAGCAGGAGCGGCAGCAGCAGCAGGAACAGCAGGAGCGACAGCAGCAACAGCAACAACAACAACAACAACAACAACAACAACAACAACAACAACAACAACAGCAACAACAACAUCAGACGCAACGCCAUGCGCAACAUCCGGGUUCACAGAAUCAGCAGGCGGAACCCACGAGUCAGAUCUCGAAUCGCGGGGCGCUGACCAUCUCGUCCGCCGUGCCCAGCGACGCCGGCACGUACUUGUGCACGGCAGCCAACCACCUGGGGCGCGUCACCGCCAGCGCCGCCCUCAGGGUCUUCGUGCCGCCGCGCCUGACCACAGACCCCGACGACCAGUACGCAAGCCCGGGCAGCAGCGUCCAGUUCACGUGCCAGGCGGCGGGAGUGCCAGUGCCAAUCAUCUCGUGGUCGCGGAGUGGACAGCCCAUCGCGCCUUCGAGUCGCCACACCAUCUCCGUGGGCGGUAUCAGUCUGAGAGUCCAGUACGUGAAGAAUUCUGACGAGGGAGAGUACGUGUGUCGCGCGCACAACGCAGCCGGGUCCGUCGAGGCGUCCGCGUCGCUGUACGUACGGGAGAAGGUAGCUCCGGUGAUUCGUCAGGAGCCGCGCGACCUCGUGGCGAACGUCGGCCAGGACGCGGUGACCAUGCCUUGCCGCGCCGACGGUCGUCCCAGGCCCCUCAUUGCGUGGAGGAAGGACGGGCAGCUGCUGAGCCACGAUGGGGAGAAGUACAGGAUAGAGACGGACGGCGCCCUCCGCGUGCACAACGUAACGACGGAGGACGCUGGCCUCUACGAGUGUAACGCCCAGAACCACGUCGGCUUCGCUACUGCCAGGGCGCGGCUGACGGUGCAAGAGGAGGAGAAGCCGCAUCUCGGGGACCCCUUCCUGCAGCAGAGCUUCGACGAGGCGCGAGAGCAGGUCGACCGAGCAGUCAACGACACCAUCAGCCAGCUGUUCCGACGUGACCGCAGCCGCGCGCCGCAGCCGCACGAGCUGCUGCGCAUCUUCCGCUUCCCGGCGAACGAAGGGCGUGAGAUCGCGCGCGCGACGGAGAUGAUCGAGCAGACGCUGCAGAUCGUGAUGCGUCACGUAGAGUCUGGGAUGCUCUUCAACCUGACGUCCUUCAGCUACCAAGACCUGCUCUCGCCCGAAAAGGUGGUCCUCCUGACCAACCUGUCGGGCUGCCUGGCUCACCGGCGCAACGUCUACUGCGACGACAUGUGCUUCCACACCAAGUACCGCUCCGACGACGGCACCUGCAACAACCUGCGCCAUCCGCUGUGGGGCGCCUCGCUCACCGGCUUCAGGAGGGUCCUCAACCCCAUCUACGAGAACGGGUUCAACACUCCUGUGGGCUGGUCGAAGACGAAGCGCUACCACGGUUUCUUCAAGCCCAGCGCCCGCCUGGUGUCGACGCGCGUGAUCAGUGCAGAGGACGUCUCCCCCGACCACCACUGCACGCACAUGCUCAUGCAGUGGGGGCAGUUUCUUGACCACGACAUCGACCACGCCCUCCCCUCCGUGUCCUCCGAGAGCUUUCACGACGGGGUCAGCUGUCAGAGGUCUUGUGACUACGCCCCUCCGUGCUUUCCAAUCGAGAUUCCUCCGGACGACCCGAGAAUCCGGCACCACCGCUGCAUGGAAUUCACUCGCUCGUCCGGCAUCUGCGGAUCCGGCAUGACCUCCGUUUUCUAUGACACCGUCCUGCCGAGGGAGCAGAUCAACCAACUUACGUCCUAUAUCGACGGAUCGCAGGUCUACGGCUCCAGCUCCGCCGAGGUCCGCCUGCUACGCAACCUGACGCACAACCACGGCCAGCUGAGACACGGAACCUUCAUGUCUGGGAAACCGCUGAUGCCCUUCAGUAACGGGGCGCCGGUCGACUGUCGCAGAGACGUCACGGAGAGCGGGAUCGACUGCUUCCUUGCGGGUGACAUCAGGGCGAAUGAGCAGUCUGGCUUGACGGCGAUGCACGCAAUCUGGUUCCGCGAGCACAACCGCGUAGCCCGGGCCCUGCGUGAGAUCAACCCCAGCUGGGACGGCGACACCAUCUACUACGAGUCCAGAAAAAUCGUAGGGGCUGAGAUGCAGCACAUCACUUACAAGCACUGGAUGCAGCACAUCUUGGGGCCGCGGGGGAUGGAGAUGCUGGGAGAGUACACAGGCUACAACUCGAACGUCAAUCCCACGAUUAGUAAUGUUUUCGCCACGGCGGCCUACAGGUUCGGACACUCGCUGAUCAACCCGAUCCUGCACCGCCUCAACGCCACCUUCCAGCCCAUCCCCGAGGGACACCUGCCGCUCCACAAGGCCUUCUUCAGCCCCUGGCGCAUCGUGCAGGAGGGCGGCAUCGACCCCCUCCUCAGAGGCCUCUUCGCGACCCCCGCCAAGCUCAAGACUCCCGGCCAAUUCCUGAACACGGAGCUGACGGAGAAGCUGUUCCGCGCCGCCCAUGAGGUCGCGUUGGACUUGGCUUCGCUAAACAUCCAACGCGGCAGAGACCACGCGCUCCCCGGCUACACGGAAUGGCGUCGCGUCUGCAACCUCUCCGAGCCCGAGAAUUUCGACGACCUCAGCGGAGUCAUCAGCUCGCUCUCCGUCAGAGACAAACUCAAGCAGCUGUACGGCCAUCCAGGCAACGUGGACCUGUGGGUGGGCGGCCUGCUGGAGGACCCAGUGGAGGGCGCCCGCGUUGGACCCACCUUCCUCUGCCUUCUGGUCGACCAGUUCAAGAGACUGCGCGACGGAGACAGAUUCUGGUACGAGAACCCGGGCGUGUUCAAGCCCGAGCAGCUGGCGCAGAUCAGGCAGGUGACGCUGGGGAGGAUUCUGUGCGACAACGGAGACAACAUCACGGACAUAACAUCGGAUGUGUUUGUUCUUCCUCGAGAACAGAAUCCUGCGUUUGUUCCUUGCUCAAGUCUUCCCUAUGUUGACUUGAGGAUUUGGUCAGACUGCUGCUCUGACUGCCGAAGUUCAGCUUUUCCAAACUCCAUCACUCACGUACCCACAAUACGGUUCAGAAGACGAGCGCAGUUUUCCCACAUUGAAGACAGAGACCACCUCUUAAUGGCCUUAGAUAAGGAUAAGCUCUCUGAUAACGAGUUACAUGGAUCAUUCUCUGAGGGAAAUUUUUUCACGCAGAAUGUCACACAGGGAUCGCGUGAAGGGAGGCCACAACCAAGCCAAAAACUCGAGAGAAAGUUCGAGAAAAGCAAAAAGUCGGGACGAAGCCUCAGCAGAAACGAUUCCGAGGACGACCUUGGCGCCUACGAGGAGGAUCUCAACGAGCAGCGAAUCGAGGGCAUCGAGGCCCUGGUGGAGCAGCUCUCGAAGACGGUCCUCGAACUCAGCAAAAAGGUGACCACCCUUGAGGGCAAGUGCGGCAGCGGCGACGGCGGCGGCGGCGGCGGCAGGAGGAAGAGCGUGCGGCAGCGAAGGAAGUGCGUCGACGAGACGGGGAGACACAGGGCGCGAGGCGAGAGCUGGCAGAAGGACCCCUGCGCGAUAUGCUCCUGCAGGAGAGGAAAAGUUCACUGCAGAGUCAAAGAAUGUCCGAGCGUGACCUGUGAUAACCCGCGAGUGGAGGAAGGAGAGUGCUGUCCUGAGUGUGGCGACGACGGAGGAGAAACCGAGAACACCCAUGCAGGUCCUGAGGCUUAGCAGGGCGUUCGAGAGGGGCAAGGGGUAGGGGGAUACAGAGAGUUCUUAUAAUAGCUACGAUAACACGUACCUCAUCUCCCUUCUGCAGAGAUGCUAGAGGAAGCGAAAGGCACCUUGCCAAAGACUACGGGGAGGAGAAAAACGGCAUAAUGAAGGUGCCUUUUGAAAAGAUCAUAGAAGUGUAGUGUUUUUAAAUCAAGAUAUAAUUUUUUAAAAAUCUUCUCUCUCUCAAAAAAACAAAACAGGAUAUUUUGUCAGUUUAAUAACAUUGUCAACGGGACGGACAUGGUGAAUCAAAGAACUGUGAUGGUUAUGUUAUGGAAUACAAGUUUUGCCACGUGAAUGGUGAUCGUGUGUACGGCCAGGUAGCUAUAUAAAGUACAGUAUUUACAGACUCAUAUAUUACUUUGAGCUGUGUUAUAGGCCGGAAUUUAUGGGUAUUUCAGUAUCUACUGUUCUGUAGCCAGUAUUGUGUCUAAUAACUUAUCCAGGGCUGAAGAUGGAGUUCAGGCUGUGUGACAAAAAAAACAUUUUUUGUACCAUGGUUUUAAGAUUUUUUUCCACAUUACUUGGUUACUUUAUUAACAAUGAAUAAAGAUUACGAUACCGGUCGUAAGAAUUCAUUUAGCAAGGAUUUAGAUCAAUGGAGGUACUAUUACGUUCAGUUGUUUCACAGGAUGGAUAUAGACGGUACAAGCCUCUUACACGCAUAGGGCUCUGUAAGAAUUUUUAGAAAAAAAAAAUAUUUAUGUAAAAAAAAAAAAUCUAAGAAAAAAAAAGGGUGUUUAUUUGCUCACAUUUUUUUUCCUUUUUGCCUGCAAUUUGCGUUAUCACUGCCAGUUUUCGUUUUGUUUUGUUUUUUUACAUUUUUUUUUUAAUCACUGCAAAAAAAAAAAAAAGAAUGGCAUCUGCAUUGCUUGCACCAGCAUUACUAGUCAGUAGGAAAUCACGAAUAUUCACUCGUUUCAAUCAUCACACGAAUCUUUAACUGGAAUGUGUACUAAUAGCCUUCGGACAUAUUGAUAAAGUAGUGUGUUCGCCUUGGGGUCUGCUUCUCCAUGACUCUCUUCUCCGACAUACUAAUCUGGUGCUAUUAGUGGAUGAUGGACUAGUUCUAUUUAUUUCAUGUUAUAUAAACUCCCACUGCCAAUAGUGUUCUAAGAAGUGUGCAUCAUGAGGAACAAUAUGUAUCGCGGUUUGUGAAUGAUGGUAAUAAUAAUAAUAUUCAGUGUCAUCAACAUUGCAUUAGCAUCUUUCUUCGUCCACAGUGUGUAGUAAAUAAAUGGGUAAGAAACAGAGAAAGGAAUAACUUAUCGGGAAAUGGUUGAAAUUUAUAAAUAUAUAUCGUCUCUUAGGUAGUAAAAAAAUAUAUAUAUAUAAUCCUGUCUGUUGAUUGUUUUUUUUUCGAAUAAAGUAUAAAAAUUAAUGAUCUUAUAAUUAUUAGAGAUCAGCAUGCAGAAAGUGCUCAAAAUUAUAGGAUUUUUCUUUUUUUUUUCCUUUUUUUUGGCAAUUUCUCCAUCAGCCACAUUAUGCACAACAUAGUCCCCAUUUAUUGGCUGUCUUUAAAUUUCGCACAAAGAUUUGCCUGUAUGUAAACAACGCGUCUACGAAAUAAAGGUUCCAGUAAUCGAUAUGAGUAAAAUUUUGUACCGUAUUAUUAACAUUAACAAAAAUCAGACCUGUAUUUCUUAAAAAAGAAGCUAAGAGUUUGAAAAUGCCAUCGAGAGAGGAAUUUGCAAAUGCUCUCAUACACAAACGGUAAUGUAGAAAAUAUUUCUGGGUGAACUACAAAAUGGAAACAAAAUUUCACCACAGACAACUUUCACCAAAAGAAACAAGUAUAUAACUUCAUGUGGGAAAACGAUGAUGAACCAGUGUAAAAAAAAAAAAUAAACACGACUUAUUAAAAAUA
Messenger RNA from Penaeus monodon (black tiger shrimp), 6562 nucleotides. RefSeq names its product peroxidasin homolog. The record is from RefSeq and is a predicted model, not a curated record. NCBI's taxonomy places the organism in Eukaryota, Metazoa, Arthropoda, Malacostraca, Decapoda, Penaeidae. The coding region runs from base 1 to 4650 and encodes 1549 amino acids. The transcript is spliced from 28 exons. Gene Ontology annotation, biological process: response to oxidative stress. Gene Ontology annotation, molecular function: peroxidase activity; protein binding; heme binding.